This is a messenger RNA of Coturnix japonica (Japanese quail), 1332 nucleotides long. RefSeq names its product neurogenin 1 (gene NEUROG1). The record is from RefSeq and is a predicted model, not a curated record. Gene Ontology annotation, cellular component: nucleus. Gene Ontology annotation, molecular function: DNA-binding transcription factor activity, RNA polymerase II-specific; protein dimerization activity; E-box binding. Gene Ontology annotation, biological process: forebrain development; sensory organ development; positive regulation of transcription by RNA polymerase II. NCBI's taxonomy places the organism in Eukaryota, Metazoa, Chordata, Aves, Galliformes, Phasianidae.
CUUUUCCUCGCGGACCUGCUUUGCUGCUUUGCCUUCCCCUACAGCGAGGAGCUCCGCUUUCUCCUCUAUUUAUUUCUAAACCGUUAUUGCUUAACCGCAGCCCCAGGAGUGCCUUUCCAUGAUGCCCGCGGAGGCGGCGAGCAGCGGCGGCGUUUCGGAGCCGCCCGGAGUCCCGCGGGAGCGGCGGAGGAGACGCGGCCGUGCGCGGGCGCGGACGGAGGCUUUGCUGCACACCCUUAAACGGAGCCGGCGCAUGAAAGCCAACGACCGGGAGAGGAACCGCAUGCACCACCUCAACUCCGCCCUGGACGCGCUCCGCAGCGUCCUGCCCACCUUCCCCGACGACACCAAACUCACCAAAAUCGAGACGCUGCGCUUCGCCUACAACUACAUCUGGGCCCUCUCCGAGACCCUCCGUUUGGCCGAGCAGUGCCUCCCUCCUCCCCCCGCCUUCCGCGGGCCCCCCGCGCCCCCCAGUCCCGGCAGCGACGCCGGUUCGUGGCUGUCCAGCGGUUCCCCGGCCGCCCCCUCGCUCUGCGCCUCCGCCUCCGGUCCCAGCAGCCCGGCCACCUCCGAGGACUGUGGCUACGUCCCCUCGGACGCCCUGCGGGCCUUUCGCGGGCUGCCCCCCGCCGCCCCUGGCGCUCCCUGCCGUUAGCCGUGCCCGUGCGUGUCUCCGUCCCCCUUCUCCGUAUCCCGUUGCACUUUUCAGCCCCUCCCGCCCCCCAACCCCUCUCUCCGGGGUGCCCUUUCCCUUCGCCCCCCCGCCUCGUUUUCCAUACGACUUGGAAAACCCGGCAAAGAAAAGCGACAGAUUUGCUGCCGCAGACGAGGUGAAAAGUCAAUUUUACAAUUUGUAGCUCUCCGGAGAAGAAAAACGAGCAUGAAAAUUUGGUUUGAACGCCUUGACAAUGCGAUGAAAAGGCUUAGGGGGCCGAUGCGGCCCGGGGCGCAGCACGGGGCUCAGCGCGCUGCCGCCCCCCUCUCUUAGUUCCCCCCCACCCCCCACGCCCGGGGCGGCUCAGCCCCUCCCGGGGGUCCCAGCACCGCGCCCGAUGGGACCCUCACCCGACGGCCUCAUGCAUUAUAGAUGCUGACCCCCGGCGAGGCGGUCCUGCUUCAGAGCGGGAGCGCACACCGGGUAUUGAGCCACUGGGCCGGUUUAAUUUAUUCAAGAUGUUCAUUCAUAUGAAAAUUGUAUUUUUGUACAUAAAGAGCUUUAUUCUAUUAUUAUGCCUCUUAUCAAAGUGGGUUCUUUUUUUUUUUUUUUUUUUUUAAGAAAAUAAUUGUACUUUACCCUGUAAAUAAAAAUUUUUAACGUUUUUUACUGAA